CACCAGGCAUAGACAGGACAGGCGUGCAGCCCCAAACGGUGGGCCAGACGCCAGUUGCACCUACGGUCAUAAGCACUGUCCACACCCGAGGCCGUGACGGCAGACUCGACCUCCGCUCGCAAGCCUUCAAGGGUUAGCACGUUAGAUGGCGGAACGGGACUGGCCCCGUUCUCCUGGGAGGAGGCGCUAUCGAGUCUGUUCAGAUUAGCCUUCGCAUCGGGGUUGGAUUUGGUCUCCGCGUUGGGCUCCGAGUAGGCAGGCGCAGGGGCAUCCGCAAGGGGCACGACAACGUCGGGGAAGGAUUGUCGGUCUUUCCACAGAAAGCUGAGUUUGUCCAUCAUGGCGCAGGGGGCUUCAAGUCGCAAAGGGGAAGCAAGAUUAUCCGGUUCGGGCUGUGGGAGGCGCAAUGGUGAGGUGUCGCAAUCGAAGUUAUGGAACUUGCCGCGGGGCUAAAUCAAUGCUGCUUGGGUCAGAAUCGUUGCUGCGGGGAGAAUUCGAUGAGGCGCUAGGCUGGAGAAAUAGAGCUGCUGCACUGGACGGGCUGAAAGCCGAGGGAGACCGUGGAGUCGAUUCGAGGGCGCAAUGGUAUUAUGACAGUUGGAAAAUUCCACUGGCAAAUAAGAUCGCUGUCGGGCUGAGAUGGUGGCGCGCUUGGUUUGCGUCGUGGCGCGAAGGGUUGCAAAAAAGUUAUGGAACCUGCUAUACUCGUUUAGAAACAUCGUUCUCCGCAAGACCCGAUUCUGCCAUGGGUCCGGGGAAUCUGAGAGGGAAAUGGAUGAUUACACGUCGGUCCCGUAUACCGCAGGCAAAGAGAAGCGUCGCGAAUGGGGUGGCUCUAUCUCGAACUAGAGGUGCUGGAAUACGAAGCCAAACAACCAAAUGCUCUCUAUCGGACAAUAACAAACAACGCGUGAUUUUUGAUCGAUUCAACUUUUGUGACUGCGUUCUAUACUCGAGGCAAGAAGCAAAGGCGACACGUCGGCAGCACGUAUGUAUCCCGUGUUUGAACGGGGGGAGGAUGAAGGAAAGAGAAAGACGCGGUAGGUAGGAACUUUCCACCGGCAAAGGGGGGCCUGGGAACG
This is a messenger RNA of Aspergillus steynii IBT 23096, 1082 nucleotides long. RefSeq lists its product as uncharacterized. Lineage: Eukaryota; Fungi; Ascomycota; Eurotiomycetes; Eurotiales; Aspergillaceae. The coding region runs from base 407 to 1048 and encodes 213 amino acids. The transcript has a single exon. The record is from RefSeq and is a predicted model, not a curated record.